Messenger RNA from Fonsecaea nubica, 2391 nucleotides. RefSeq lists its product as hypothetical. The record is from RefSeq and is a predicted model, not a curated record. The transcript has a single exon. Lineage: Eukaryota; Fungi; Ascomycota; Eurotiomycetes; Chaetothyriales; Herpotrichiellaceae. Gene Ontology annotation, molecular function: protein binding. Bases 1 to 2391 code for a protein of 796 amino acids.
AUGGUAGGCGAUCGCUCGCCGCAGCCUCCUAAGGAGACAUGGGAGGCACUCAAAGCCGACAUCCGCAGGUGGUAUCUCCGGGAGAAUCGAACUUGCGAAUACAUCCAAAAGCAACUCCGUCUUCGCAGUGUCUUUGUGAGCGAGAGGCAGAUCAAGAACAGGUUGAGCGAGUGGAAAUAUGAACGCAAGAAAACCCCCCACCAGCAUUAUCUCGCCAUGCUGGUGGUGGCAGAUUCGUGGAAGGCUCAUGGCAGUGAGGCUGUUUUCGAGGUGCCAAAGAGGGACGAACGAGUUACUUUCAAUGCUCAAAAAAUCAAGAAAGAAUGCGAAAGAGUCAGAAAAAGAUACCUAUUACACCGAGAAUCUUUCAAACUCCCGUCCCUUUGCGAAGCAGAAUACACCUUGAGGGUUGCUGGCAUCUCCUGGAAAGAAAAGGAUCUGCUGAUUCAUCACAAUCGAGCCCGGGAAAUUCAGCUGUAUGGCGCUCCUCUUCAAUGGCAUGCAAAUCUGCAUGGUCUACCAUUCAGGAACUGCGGUGUGCGAAAUAGAGACACACUCACCACUGGCGAGAGUGCUCUCACAUUAUUUCUAAACCGGCAAUCUGAGGACUCUCCACCAUCACAAUUUGAGCCUGUCCAAGCCUGUAACGUUACUUCAGACGAUUCGAUGCCUCUAAUUCCUUCGCCUCCGGAGAUUUACACACCGCCCACUACUAGCAGUCCCGAAAGACUCUCCCCUCCGACUGUUACGCUGGCAACAACUGACUGUCAAGUAUUACCGCCUGAGCCGAUUCCUUGUAACGAACUGCCCUGGCCGGUCGGCGCUGGAAACGUGGUCGGUGGCGGUAACGCAUCUUUUCAGCUGAGUCCAGUUCAUACGCUGCUGAGCUUACCCCCCGAGCCAUUCCAAAUCGAAGACGAGGCUUAUCCCAGCCCAUAUUCGAACUGCUCCGUGUCUUCGGCGACAACGCUGCUCGUGCUUGCAACGCCCUCUGAGACAAUCUUUAACCCCAACUCAUGCCGUUCAUGCCAACCGCCACACUCUCACCAAAGUUACGACUUUAGCGAAUCAAUCGGAACGCUGUGUAAGGGCAUCAAGUAUGAGCCACCUGAAUAUGCUUCCUACUUUCAACCUGUGCACUCAUUUCAGGUCACCAGCGAGGAGGACCACAAACUAAGCGCCAGCCAAUGGGCAGCGCCAUAUUACCUGCAAUGUUUUUCCGAUGAUUUGCAGGAAGACAUGCUCGAGUUCCGCAAGUCUCAGUCCAUGGAUAUCCUGCAGUAUGCGUUGGAGCACAACAACGAGUUCAUCCUCCCCUGUCUUAGCUGGACAAUGCUGGUGCUAGGACAGACUCAGCGGAUGGAGCAAUUAGCGAAUUUUCUCUCUGCAAGUUGUUCCAUCAUCAGCUCUCAGCCUGCCAUGCGCAAAAGCUACACAUACGAGGUUCCGUUCCGGUACGCUCUGGCUUGGGCCAACAACGAUCCUGAAGAGAUGGAAUUUUACGGCGAGUCGCUGGGACGGUCGCACGCACAGAUCGGGCAAAUUUGGGGCAGGGAGCAUCCAAAUUUCUUCGUUAGUGGCUACCUCUAUGCAUGGCAUGCAAUGCGGAAAGGUGAAUACCACGAGGCAUUAAAGCUCUUAACAAGCAGCCUCCCGGUGUGCGAGCGGAAAAUGGGACGUCACGAUCUCCUGACCAUUAAUUGUUUGGCGAUCGCUGCGAGGGCUUAUGCACAGGUAGGCCGCACUGAAGCGGCUGUACAAUGCUACCGCCGAGCAAUGAGCGCGACACAACUCUUGGAAGAAGACCAAACCCAUAUCGAGGCGCAUGGGCCUGUUCUCCAGCUAUUUCGUUCGACUCUGCUAUCUCGACAUGCAAUGCUGCUUCUCCGUCUACAAGACCCUCUAAACGCAGAGAAACAACUCCGGCAGGUUCUUGACCUCCGUGUACUGAUUCACGGUGUCCACAGCCUCAUUAUUUGGUGGGCUGCCUGGCCUCUUGUUUCUAUCUUGCGGGAAACGGGUCACGUCGCAGAUUCUGAAUCCCUCAUGGACGAGUUGGUCCGAUGGCAUAACUGGGAACAGGAAGCUGAAUGGUAUACUCAGAGAGGAGAGCGGCCACCACCCCGGCCGCUGUUUCAAUGGCUACGGUUCGGGCCCAACAGAACCCCAAAGGAGGAAGGUCGUUCUCCCGAGCUCAUCAAGGGUCUUUACCCUUCCCAGAUCUACAACACAGCUGCCAUGGGAAUAAUGCCUCCUGAGGAUAUGCGCCUAGCUGCUCACCACCCCUUUGUGAGCGGCGGUGCAGAUGUCUGUCUGACGGCAGCAGGGACACUUCCAGGAACUCCUUCAUGGGGCGCCCAUCCCUGGGGGUCUUACGACGCUGGACGUUGA